This is a messenger RNA of Salmo salar (Atlantic salmon), 3001 nucleotides long. The record is from RefSeq and is a predicted model, not a curated record. NCBI's taxonomy places the organism in Eukaryota, Metazoa, Chordata, Actinopteri, Salmoniformes, Salmonidae.
UCGAGUGGACGGGACGCUUCUUCAACAGCAACAAGGCUAUUGAUUCAACCACCUCGCUAGCCUUUCUUUGGCAAUUUUUUCGUAUAUCAAUCUAGGUGUUUUAAACACAAUUAUGUUUACGUAUCUACUGGUUUACUUAAAAGUAAUUUGCUUGUUAACUUUGCAAAAAACGUGUUAAGUUUGAUACUGAGCCUAGCACUAGGCUUGUCGCUAAUGCUAACGUCCCUGACCAUGAGCUCACUAAGCUACUCCCCUCCUGCUAAAGAAGAGGAGGGCUGCUGGUCGGAGAAAGAAGCUCUGGGUCUGAACAUUGUCGUAAAAGAAGAAGAGGAGAAUAUUACAGUGAAAGAAGAGGAGGAAGCUUUCAGAAUAAAACAGGAGGAAGAGGAUGCUAUCAUAUUGAAAGAGGAAGAACCUUUUGCAGUGAAAGAGGAAGAGGAGGCUAUCUCAAUAAAAGAGGAGGAGGAAGACGUAUUGGGGGUGGAGGAAGAGGAGACAGAAGACCUGAUUAACAUCAGAGAGAGACCAGACUCUGACAGCGAGAAGAGUCCUUUAGGAGAACCAGACCCAGAGACGCCCAAACCAGCAGGACCACACCACUGCUCUCAAUGUGGAAACAGUUUUUCUACGUUAGGGAACCUAAAACGUCAUGAGAUGGCACACACAGGAGAGAAGCCUUUCCAAUGUUCCCAGUGUGAUAAGAGUUUUACCCAGAUAGGGAGCCUGAAAAGGCAUGAAGGAAUACACAAAGAAGGGAGGAAGACCUACCACUGCUCUCAGUGUGGAAAGAGAUUUACUCAGUUAGGGAGCCUGAAAACACACAAGACAAUACACACAGGAGAGAAGCCUUUCCAAUGUUCCCAGUGUGAUCAUAGUUUUACCCAGAUAGGAAACCUGAAUAGGCAUGAAGGAAUACACACAGGAGAAAAGCCCUACCAAUGCUCCAAGUGCGACAAGAGAUUUUUACGAUCACAGUACCUAAAAUCUCAUGAGAUGACACACACAGAGGAAAAGUCUUUCCACUGCUCCCACUGUGGAAAGAGUUUUACUCAGUUACGGAGCCUGAAAAGACAUAAGAGGACACACAAAUGAGAAAAGCCCUACCACUGAUCCCACUGUGGAAAUAGUUUUACUCAGUUAGGGAGCCUGAAAAUGCAUAAAAGUAGACACUCUGGAGGAAAGACAUACCACUGCUCUCAUUGUGGAAAGACAUUUUCCCAGUCAGAGGACCAGAAGUCACAUGAGAGAAUAGAGAGGCUAUGUUCUGACUUAUGUUUUUGACUGAGAAUUUGUGUUUUUGGUUAUGCCACAUUAAAUCAUAUUGUUUAUAAUAAAAUCAGAGUCUAUUCCCUUAUGCAAUUUAUGUUCCUCUAACUCCCCUGAGUGCCUCUGUCAAUUCAACAGCUAUUGUAUGCAGCAAUCAUGUGCCUAUAAACCAGAAUUAUACUAUUAACACUGAGACGGUUUGCCCUCGUAAGAAGUCCACUGUGUGCAUAUCACCCUGCACUAACAUUAAUAACAUGAGCAUGUCUACUUCCCAGAUCAAAUUUUAUUUGUCACAUACACGUGUUUAGCAGAUGUUAUUGUGGGUGUAGCGAAAUGCUUGUAACAAUUCGAAUCUGAGAAAAGUGCUACAAAUAGUCCACAUUAACACGUGUAGCCUUAGAAACAAGGGUCAUGAAAUCAGUAAGUCAACAGAUAACAUUCAUAUACUGUCUCUGAAAUUCACUUAGAGAAUAGCUUUGAUGAACCAAUGGUAGCAAUACAUGGUUACGACCUCUAUAGAAGAGACAGAAAUUCCAAUGUUUAUACUCAGUCAUAUUCCUGUUAAGCUCAGAGAGGAUCGGAUGUCAAAUGCUGUGGAAGUACUAUGGCUACAGGUUCACCUGCCUCACCUAAAGCCCAUUCUUGUGGGAAGUUGCUAUAGACCACCAAGUGCUAACAGUCAGUAUCUGGAUAACGUGUAAAAUGCUUGGUAAUGUAUGCGAUGUCAACAGAGGUAUAUUUUCUGGGUGACUAAAUAUUUACUGGUUUUCAUCAAGCUGUUCACUCAAGAAAACGCUUCCAACUGUAACUAGUGCCUGCAUCCUGGUUCAGGUUAUCAGUCAACCUGCCAGGGUAUUUACAAACAGCACAGUAAUGAAAUCAUCCACAUGUAUUGAUCACAUCUUUACUAAUGCUGCAGAAAUCUGCUUUAAAGCAGUAUCCAAAUCCAUCGGAUGUAGUGAUCACAAUAUAGGAGCCAUAUGUAGGAAAAGUAGAGGCUGGGCCUAACAUAGUGUAUAAGAGGUAAUACAAGAGGUUUUGUAGUGAUUCCUAUGUUGAAGAUGUAAAUAAUAUUUGUUGGUCUGUGGUGUGUAAUGACGAGCAACCAGACGCUGCCCUUGACACAUUUAUGACAUUUCAUAUCCCAGUUACCAGUAAGCACGCACCCAUUAAGAAAACGACUGUAAAAUCUGUCCAAACCUUGUGGAUUGAUGAGGAAUUGAAAAAUGGUAUGGUUGAGAAGGAUGAUGCAAAAGGAAUGGCAGAUAAGUCUGGCUGCACAGCCAAUUGGCAAACCUACUGUAAAUUGACAAGUCAUGUGACUAAAACUAAACUAAAGAAGAAGAAACUGUACUAUGAAACAAAGAUAAAUGGGUCCCGUUUUAAAUUACCUACUGCUUAUAGAGGGUUCAUAAAUCCUUCAUAAACACUACAUGACUGUGUCACAAAGCAUCUAGAUCCUUAUUUCAUGCUUUACAAAAAAAAAAGAAAUGCAUGAAAUGAAAUGAAAUGUAUGCAUUCACUACUGUAAGUCGCUCUGGAUAAGAGCGUAUGCUAAAUGACUAAAAUGUAAUGUAAAUGUAAAUGUUAUAAAGGGUUCAUAAAUGUGGCAUAACUGUGUGACAUAACCACCAAUGUCAAAAUGUGACAUAACCCACUAUGUGAAAUAUGACAUAAACCAGUGCUUUAUAAAUGUUGGCAUAAGCACCACUUAAUAAAGGCUUUAUAAAUCAUA